Lactuca virosa is the source of this 887-nucleotide messenger RNA. Lineage: Eukaryota; Viridiplantae; Streptophyta; Magnoliopsida; Asterales; Asteraceae. The record is from the annotation of a GenBank genome assembly.
AUGUAUUCGAAGAUUUAUGGUGUCCUGAAGGAAAUAUAUGGUAAAGUGGAAAACAAAGGAGGUGGGAAGGAGGCGAGACCAAGGCGGAGGAUUCGAUCAUUGUGGAAGGAAGGAGGAGGAAGACGAAAACUGCAGGAGUUGGUUCAAAGGAGAUUAAUCGGUGUUACCAGAUACAUGAAAGACGUGUGGUUUGAAUCUAAGUUUCAUAUAAGUCUAUUUUUUCUUUUUCGUGGUUCAUCUGGGUAUCUUGGCUUUGAAGGAGUUAUGUAUUGCCGGUCACACUUUGGUCAACUCUUCAAGAAGACUGCUACUUUGAGAAAAGCUUUGAAGGAAUCUCAUUCCUGCAUCAGUUUUGUAGUAAAAAAAAGGUUGAAACAUACAAGGUUAUUUGAUUGUGCACCUAAAAAUGAAGACUGUGAUUUAACCCGAAAUUGAAGAGAAGGGGUGGGUGAAGACAAGAGAGUUUAACUGAUAAAAGCUUAAAGAUAUAUUCUUGAGUUUUCUUUGAAAUUAAUGAAUUUUGAUGAGAGUUCAUUCAUAUUAGUUAUUAAAAAACUAAUGGCAUGAAUGAUGAGGUUUUGAUGUUGUUUGAUUAUGUAAUCAAUUUCUUACCAAUCAUCAUGUUCACUUUAUUGCUUAAUUCUAAUAGUGUGUUUGAUUAAUUUUUUAUCAAUGGUGUUGAUGUGGAUGAGUAAUGGAAUUAAUAUAGCAGAUUGAAUAAUUUUUCUUAGGAUGAGUAAUGGACAUGGUCGACUUUACAUGACGUUGGUGGAUGAGUAAUGGAAUUGGCGAAACGGAACCGGAACCAGACAAUGGUCAUCUAAUUAAUUUCAGAAAGUAAAUAUUUUGUUUUGUAUGUUCGGAUCAUAAUAUUAAUAAUUAACGAG